This is a messenger RNA of Exophiala oligosperma, 2049 nucleotides long. Its product is annotated as alpha,alpha-trehalose-phosphate synthase (UDP-forming). Gene Ontology annotation, molecular function: catalytic activity. Bases 1 to 1452 code for a protein of 483 amino acids. The record is from RefSeq and is a predicted model, not a curated record. Gene Ontology annotation, cellular component: cytosol. Gene Ontology annotation, biological process: trehalose biosynthetic process. Lineage: Eukaryota; Fungi; Ascomycota; Eurotiomycetes; Chaetothyriales; Herpotrichiellaceae. The transcript has 5 exons.
AUGGACGAUGACUGCCGGGUUCUGGUGGUGGCCAACCGGCUACCUAUGACGAUAACCGUGCAAGAUGAUGGCACAUUCAACUACCAAAUGUCUUCUGGCGGCCUGGCAUCUUCUCUUCAUGGUUUGCAGGAAAAGAUGAAGUUCCAGUGGUUUGGAUGGCCUGGUAUCGACGUGCACCGGUCGGACAGAGACACGAUCAGCCAUGAGGUGGCAGAGCGUUGCAAGGCUGUCCCUGUCUUCCUGUCCAAAGAAACGGCCAGCAACUAUUACACCGGGUUUUGCAAUCAGGUCCUGUGGCCUUUGUUGCACAACAUGCCCGAGAAAGCACUGUUCAACUCCAAAUGGUUGGCAAAGUACCGCGAAGUCAACGAGAUUUUUGCCGACUAUAUUGUUCCACAUGUUGAAAAUGGUGAUCUAAUCUGGAUUCACGAUUAUCAAUUGCUGCUGCUUCCGGGAAUCCUUCGCGAACGACUCGAAAAGAGGAAAGUCAUCAGAAUCGGGUUCUUCUUACACACACCAUUUCCGCGAGAGGACUCUUUUGCCAUUUUGCCACUCCGCGAAGAGAUAUGCAACAGCAUUCUCAGCUGUGAUUUGGUAGGGCUGCACAUCAAAGACUACGCGGACCGCCUCAUUAGUGGAUGCGAGGCUGUCCUUGAGGAAGUCCACUGUUCUCCGCACGACCUGCACUACCAUGGCCGGAAAGUCAUGGUCGAGCAUUUUGCAAUCGGUAUCGAUCCGGACAGCUUCAGAGAAACGGUCAAUACCGCAGGCGUUCAAAGCCAGAUUUCGCUCUCAGAACGCUCAUUUGCUGGUCGCAAAAUCAUCUUAGAAGUUGACAGACUGGACUAUAUCAAGGGCAUGCCGCAGAGGCUCGCGGCGUUCGAUAAGCUGCUCGAUGACUUUCCUGAAUGGGUAGGCAAGGUUGUAUUAAUUCAAGUUGCUGUGCCUAGUCGAACCGACGUCCUCGAGUAUGCAAAACUACGGGAUGCGGUUGAGAGGCAGGUGGGUAGGAUCAAUGGUAAACAUUCACGAAUUGACUAUACUCCGAUCCACUAUAUGUAUAAGUCGGUUCCGUUCGAGGAACUUUGCGCCUUGUAUGCCAUGGCGGAUGUCUGUUUUAUCUCCUCAAUACAGGACGGCAUGAAUUUGGUCAGCUACGAGUAUGUCGCAUGUCAACAAGACCGGAAAGGGGUCUUGCUUUUAUCUCAGUACACUGGAGCUGCAAAGAUGCUUCCAGGGGCACUUAUUACUAAUCCAUGGGACACACCUCGCUGUGCGGAGGCCAUUAAUGAAGCGCUUACCUUACCGGCAGCUGAACGAAUCAAAAAGUAUGACGAGUGUGCCAAGGUGGUCAAUAAGUACACCAGUAUCCGAUGGGGUCGGAGUUUUCUGAAUGCUCUCGAAAGCACGCCGUUGCAAAAUCGAACACCACGCAGCGACGGUGUCCAUUGACGUGAGGGUGCACGCACAAAUCAAGGAACGAUCCAUUUUGAUCAGAUGAUCAUGAUCGUCCGGGUCCUGUCUUUCCACCGCAUAUGCAAGCAGAUUGGCGUGCUGCCAAUUGUAUGGACAAGACGACUCAGAAAUGACGAAUCCUCGUCUUCACCGUCCUACAUCAGGUGGCAUCCAAAGUUUUUCUUCAAUAGUUAAUGGCAUGAACUGACAGACACGGCUUGCCAAGAUCAGUGCUGAUCAUACUCCCAAGGAUGAACAAGCAGUUUGCCAUGGAGAAAAAUCGACUUUUCCUAUGCAAGAAACUCAAAUCCCUCUGGCUGAUCGAGAUGCACCUUUUCGGUAAACCCUUCCAUUUGGUCAUAUCAUGCGAUACCCCCUUUGGAUCAAUCAGAAUUGUCGUCCUCAACUAUGACCUCUGCCGGAAUAGAUCGACUGCCCGCCUUGGUCGCUAGAACUCGCACUACGAACUAGGUGCUAUUGAUGGAAAAGUCGUUGGAACGACAACGACCGUCAUGACAACAUGGAGGAAGAAAACCAAGCAACGGGAAUCUGAUCACAGCUUGACAAGUCAGUGUACAGAACACAAUCGGAGAC